This is a messenger RNA of Schistosoma guineensis, 9368 nucleotides long. The record is from the annotation of a GenBank genome assembly. Lineage: Eukaryota; Metazoa; Platyhelminthes; Trematoda; Strigeidida; Schistosomatidae.
AUAUUCCAAACACAGCUGUUUGCUCUUCUGGAAAAGUUCGUAUAAUUGAACAAGUUGUAACUACCAUAUGUUCAUGUUUCCAAGGUGUGCAAACUGAUGAUGGCAUUCAGUUACAAAUUUUAAAGGCACUCUUAACUGUAAUCACAAGUUCAGUCGUUGAAAUUCAUGAAGCUGAUAUCCUUCUUGUUGUAAGAACCUGUUAUAACAUUUUUAUGGCAACAAAAAACCCAAUUAAUCAAGCAACAGCACGUGCAACUCUUACACAGAUUAUUAGUGUAUUAUUUCAACGGAUGGAACAAAAUGCAUUUGAAGCAGCGAUUGCAAUUAACGCACAAAUUUCUCCUCAUUCUGAUUCAACUACAGAUGAGUGUAACAAGCUUGAACAGUCGCCUUUGGAAAAUUCAACACAAAUAUCAUUUGAAAAUGAAUCAGAUUCGCAAAAAGUAGGUUAUCCCCCGAUCUAAUUUAUCAGAAAAAUUUUAAGUUUACAUGUGACUUUUGUUUCUGAUAUAGUUGCUGGUUUUCGGCGAAACAUGCACACCAUUAUUCUUUUGAUUUUCAGAUUAGGAUUGAUCUUCAUUCUCCUUAUCGGUCGCUAAAAGGUAGCUAUUGUUGUACCCUAUCCUGUAGUGUUGACCAAAGUUUAAUUCAAUGUAACUGUUGAAAGCAGGACUAAAAUAUUUUAUUUAAGUGGUUUUCAAAAAAGGAUCAGUUUGAGUUUCAUAUCUACUGGUACUAGUCUUUAACAAGGAAUAAGUGCCGACUUCAAAAUAAUAAAAAGGUAUGGACUUAAAUUUCAGAGGAACAAACUUCUUGAUACAUUUCAGUCAUAAAUUCCAACGAGUAUCAAACCUAACUCCAAAGAUUUCCGUUGAAAUGUUUUAAUAUUGAUUGUCGACAGGUUUUUUAUAAAUAGUUAUUUUCCAAUAAGACAUUUACACGGCAUUACCAGUGACACUAGAAGUAGGUAAACAAUAAGUAACAAUAUGAGCUCAAUUUUAACCGAUACAUUGACCAAAAUAAUGCUUCGAGAUUUACAUAUCACUGAUUAACCCACUAGUGAUGUAUGAUUUUUGUUUUUUCUUCGAAUUUUUCUUUUACAUGAUAAAUUUCACCUUUAGAAUUUCUGGUGACUUUCAUUCUCAUAUUAGAUUCAAUGAUGAUCUUUCUGUAUUCACUUGACUAAUCACCCCCAGUUAUGGAAGUUAUUUCAACUCGCUUAUUGUUUUGAUGAAGUUCAUAAAUGUUUCUCUAUGUCCAUAAUUUUCCUUUAGCUACGUUGUAAUUUAGUUAGCAUUAAUUUAAGCGCUAUCAGUCUUUCACAAUUGAUUGGUCACUGGGUGGUGAUAAAUAUCAUGUGUAUCAAGUCCUUCCUAGUGCAGAUCGAAUGCUAUCGACCAAGUUGCAAUGUGGCCACUAGUUCAGGUGACUCGACAUUGCGUGCACUACGUUGAGAUAAGAUGGUGGUUGAAGGUAGUCAACAGGAAUCCCUGGAUCUAUGUUUCGUGCUACUUGGCACUCGUCAGUAAAGUGUGCCUGUAAUCUUGAGGGAACGGGUGCUCCCUGACGGGCUCGAUCCCGUGUCACCCAGCUUCACAAUCAGAGACGUUACCAUUGGGCUAUCCGGACCGCGACCAAGCUCCUGUAGGACUGAGAUAUAUUCACAAUUGAUUGAUCACUGGGUGGUGAUCACUGUCAUUUGUGUCAAGUCCUUCUUAGUGCAGAUCGAAUGCUACAGGUCUUCACACACAUUUUUACCUGUUUCUUUAAAUAAAAGAUAGUGUACAUCACUAACCAGUGUUCCUAGUGUUUAUAGUUUGGUUAUCAGUAGUCAUCUUUCAGUUGUCCAUCACUUAAUGUAAGGGAUUAAAGCGGUAGAAAAUAGUAUUUUUACCGGGUAAACGAGCUUUAAUUUAAGUCACUUUUACAAUCAGGAUCUUAACUUGAUAAAAAGAUGUACUUUACAUUCUUCUUAUCAUACUCAUAUAUCAUCCUAUCAUACUGGCUGUUUUGUACACUGUUUCUCUGAAUGAUCAGUGAUCUUAAUGAUAAUAACCAUUUUUCCAGUGAGUUAAAUAUCGGAUUCAGAAUAUAAACAAUUUCAAACAUAUUGGUGUAUAUCUUCCUUUACUGUAAUGUAGGAUGAAAAUAAUACUGGUGAAAAAUUAUUAAAUGGCGAUGCUCAUAUCAACAGUUGUGAUUCUCCUGAUGCUGACAAUCGCGAUAUACCUUCGAAAGAAGACAAGGAUUCUGAAUCGAAAGUUAAUAAGAUCGUGGAAAACAUUCUAUAUGAAAUAAUCAAAAAAGUCGCAGUAGAUGACGAAGACGAUAGUAAUUCUCUGUCAUCACCUCAUUGUAUACCAAAUUCUGAAUCGCUACCUGAUAUAUGUAAAUCAUCCAUAGAUUCGUCACGUUCUUCAUCCAUUUCAAUUUCAGUAAAUACUAGCCUUAAUCAAGAAUGGUCAAGUGGUAAUGUCACUCCUAGUAUUGUUAGUGCCACUGCUACAACUACCAAUAACAUACAUGAGUCGGAUUUAAGAGAUCCGAAUUCUGCAUUAGUCGCGGAUAAUAAUUGUGAAGUUGUCACUUCAGCGCAUGUUACACAGAAGGAUGCAUUUCUUGUUUUUCGUAGCUUAUGUCGUUUGGCAGUGAAAGAUUUCACGGGUUCAGACUCAAAUGAUCCUAAAUCACAUGCUGUUCGCUCAAAAUCUUUGUCAUUACAAUUAUUACUUAAUUUGUUACAACAACCCGGUCCGUUAUUCUCAACGAGUGAAAUAUUCAUAGCUGCUAUCAAACAGUAUUUAUGUGUAGCUUUAUUUAAAAAUGGUACUUCACCAAUUGUGGAAAUAUUCGAGUUAUCCGUUGCUAUUUUUCUUGCCCUAUUAACAUAUUUCAAACCAUACUUGAAAAGACAAAUCGAAGUAUUCUUCAAAGAUGUCUUAUUACUCAUUUUAGAGUCAUCCAAGUCAUCAUAUGGGCAUAAAUUAAUUGUUAUUGAUGCAUUGAAACGUAUAUGUGGUGAUGCACAAUGCUUAGUUGAUAUUUAUCUAAAUUAUGAUUGUGAUUUAAGUAUGGCGAACAUAUUCGAACGACUAACAACAGAUUUAGCUAAAAUUGCUCAAGGACGUUGUCUAGUCGCUGAACAUGGGAAUAAUACGUCGUCAUCAAUUCAGCAACAACAACAAAUACUACGAUCUAGUGGUUUAGAGUGUUUAGUACUGAUUUUACGUUGUAUGACUGAAUGGUCUCAGGAGCUUUAUGUUAAUCCAGAAUCCCAGUCGUUUUUGGGUUCUGAACCAAUGUUGGCGAAUAGUGGCAGUAAUACUAAUACAGUAGAGAAUGCUGGUGUGGAUGGUAAUCAUAAUAUGACUUCACUAGGCACUGUUAAGCCUUAUGAUGACCCUGAAGCAUUUGAAUCUCGCAAGGCACAAAAAGAAAUUUAUGAAUCUGGAUUAGCAUUGUUCAAUCAAAAUCAACCUCUUCGUUGUUUGCAAUUACUGCAAGAAAAUGGAUUGAUUGGAGAAUCUGUUGAGUCAGUAGCACAGUUUCUCUUAGUUGAAGAUCGUUUGUCAAAAUCACAUAUCGGUAAUUUUCUCGGUGAAAAUGAACCGUACAAUCUACGUGUUAUGUAUGCAUAUGUUGAUCAGUUUGAUUUCACUGACAAGGAUUUUGUUUCUGCUAUAAGGGAAUUUUUAUCGGGCUUUCGAUUACCCGGUGAAGCACAGAAAAUUGAUAGACUUAUGGAAAAGUUUGCUGCACGUUAUUUUGCAUGUAAUCCAAAUAAUAAUGUAUUUGCUUCAGCCGAUACUGCAUACGUUUUGGCUUUCUCAAUAAUCAUGUUGACUACAGAUUUACAUAGUUCUCAGAUUAAACCGCAUAAUCGUAUGAGUAAGGAGGAUUAUAUACGCAUGAAUCGUGGUAUAAAUGAUAGUCAAGAUUUACCAGAAUCCUAUUUAGCUCAAAUUUAUGAUGAAAUUGCUAAUGCUGGUAUAAAAUUGAAAGCUGAUGAUAAUGUUACCAAACUUACAAAAAUUUCUACAUCAACUGAAAUCAGCCCUAAGCUAGAUAACCGACGACAAACAGGAGAUGGUGAGAUUUUAGGAGAUUCUGUAAUGUCUGGUUCAUCUGAAUUCACUUGUGCAACUCAUUGUGAACAUGUUCGUCCAAUGUUCAAACUAGCAUGGACACCGUUUCUGGCCGCAUUCAGUGUUGGAUUACAGGAUUCUGACGCACUAGAUGUGAAUCAUCUGUGCUUAGAAGGUAUUCGAUAUGCCAUACGUAUAGCGUGUAUAUUUCAUAUGGAAUUAGAACGAGAUGCUUAUGUACAAGCACUAGCACGAUUCACACUGCUAUUAACAACAUCACAUGUAAAUCCUACUAUUACGAGUGGAAAUUCAUCAGGUAUAAAUGGAAAUAAUCAUCAAACUGUUAAUACUCGUCGUCCACGAUCUGAGAAGAUUAAUACAAAUGCAUCAUCUACACUUAGCAAUGCUUAUACAAAUGCAUCAGGAUCAAAUACUUCUAAUCCAGCUUCAUCUACUCCAGAAGCGAUGAAACAGAAAAAUAUUGAUACAAUACGUACAUUGAUUACAGUUGCUCAAACGGAUGGUAAUUAUUUAGGACGUGCAUGGUUAGAAAUUCUACGGUGUAUAUCUCAACUGGAAUCAGCACAUUUAAUUACUCAUGCCAUUUCAUCGACAUAUGGAUUAAAUUCUAACAAUCCACAUAUUGUUAACCGUCCAACACAUUCCAAUUCAUAUAACAAUUCUUAUAACCAAAAUAUAAAUGAAUUAUCUAUGGUUACUUCAUUAACAACAGAAAAUGGUUCUAUCAAGUCCAAUAAUUUAGUAGCAUCUAGUCCAACAGUUACAUCUAAUCAUUUUGUAAGUUCUAAUUUGAAUGAACCCGUAGCACCAGGUAGUUUAGCGGCUUCUAUUGUCGACUCUAAAAAAGCUGCUGUUUUACAAGAAGUAAUGGGAGAGACUGGAUCACAGAGUGUGGUAGUUGCUGUUGACAAAAUUUUUACAGGAUCAAUCCGUUUAAAUGGUGAUGCUAUUGUAGAAUUUGUAAAAGCUUUAUGUCAAGUUAGUCAAGAGGAAUUGAAUCUUCCACAAGCAAGGACAUUUUCACUUCAGAAAGUUGUUGAAAUUUCAUAUUAUAACAUGGGUCGUAUUCGAUUACAAUGGUCACGUAUUUGGGAACAUAUUGGUAGUCAUUUCACUACAGCUGGUCGAUCAGUUGAUGAAGAUGUUGCUGAAUUUGUUGUGGAUUCUUUACGUCAAUUAUCAGUAAAAUUAAUAGAAAAAGGUGAAUUACCUAAUUUUCAUUUCCAAAAAGAAUUUCUUCGUCCUUUUGUAAAUAUACUGGAAACUGAACCAAAUGUCAGUCAUAAAGUUCAAGAUAUGAUUGUUCGUUGUGUUUAUCAAUUAGUCCAUUCACAAUAUUCGAAUAUACGUUCUGGAUGGACAAAUAUUUUUGCUGUUCUACACUUAAUAGCAUCGUCUUUAAAUGAAGCAAUAGUUGAUAUGGCAUUUGAAACUUGUCAUUUUACUGUGAAAACUGUUUUCAAAGAACAUUUACGUAUUGUCGUUGAUGCUUUUCAGCCUUUAGUAAAAGCAUUAGCUGAAUUCGCAUGUAAUCCUCGAUUUCCUGACACAGCUAUGGAAAGUAUCCGUUUAAUUCGUAUUUGUGCAUGUACAGUAGCUGAAAACGAAACAGUGUUUAUUGGUCUACAAAAUCCUGAAUUUCCUAUUGUAAAUAAUAAUAACUCGAUGGAAUUACCCAAUUCUGAUUUGAAAUAUGUAUAUUUAUUACCUGAAGAUGAUCAAAUUUGGUUAAGAGGUUGGAUGCCCGUACUAUGUGAAUUAUUUCGUAUAAUAAAUGGUUGUAAAUUAGAUGUACGCACUCGUGGCCUUACUGUGUUUUUCGAUAUAUUAAAAUCACACGGCAAUAAAUUUAAACCAUUGUGGUGGCGUGAAACAUUUGCUGUUAUCUUUCGAGUUUUUCAACAUUUCCGAAUCUCUUCACUAUCAUCAGAAUAUAACAAUACCAUGACAAAUGUUGAUUUGGAAACAGUCGAUCAUCAUAUUUCUUCGGUAAAAACACCUCCGUACUCGAAUGCAUGGAAUGAACAAGCUAUCACGAAUAAUCGGGGUAUUCAUCAUCAGACUCUUUCAAAUAUGGAACGUACUGAAUGGAUGAAUACAACUUGUAAUCAUACGUUAUUUUCUGUUGUGGAUAUAUUCACUCAAUUUUAUGAUGUGUUACAUGAUAUUCUUUUAGAUGAUAUUUACCAACAACUUCGAUGGUGCUGUUUACAAGAAUAUGAACAGUUAGCUCGUUCUGGAACAAGUUGUUUGGAAACCUUAAUUUUAUCUAAUGGUAAACGAUUCAAUGAUAAAAUUUGGGAAUCAACAGUAAAUUUAAUUGUUGAUCUCUUCAAAUCUACAGUACCCCAUCAAUUGCUAACAUGGCGUCCAGAACAAAUGCCAAUUGAGAUCAACGAUCAAACUAUGGCUACAUCAUUUGGAAAUACGAAUCAACAAUCUAUACCUGGCCAUGUUGCCAGAGCACAUUUAUUCGCUGAUCUACUCAAUAAAUGUGUAGUACAAUAUGAAUUAAUACAAACAGUUGAUCAUAUUUUAUUCUAUUCAGCUCAUAGUAGAAAUGAAGAUAUUCACUAUUUACAUGAAGCACGUCGGUUAGCUGUUGCAUCUUAUCCAGCAUUUGAAGUUGCUUUACAAGCGGCUACAUCAUCAAACCAACCAACAUCAUUCAAUUCGUCAUCUUUUCUUACUAAAGAUAGCAGUAGUAAUAAUAAUACAGGAAGUAGAAUAUCAGUAGAUAUCAUUAAUCAUGAUUACUCGAGUACAAACAAAAAUAUAACUAAUCAUAAAGAUGAUCUACACAUUUUAGAUUCUUCUGAGAACCUUAGUGUACUUGAAAAUGAAAAGGCUAGUACUCAAUGCUUUUUUGAAACUAAUCUAAAUAAUACGACUCAGUUAGUCGGAGCUAGUCCGUUACCGUUUGAUUCCCGAGGUAUGUAUCCUCAUUUGUCACCGCAACAACGUUUUACUUUGGCAAAGUGUCUGCUAGAUUCAUAUGCAUUCGCUAAAAAAUUUAAUUCAGAUGAUGAACAACGAAAUAUUCUAUUUCAAGCAGGCUUCAAAGUUAAAGCUAAACCGAAUUUAUUAAAACAAGAAACACAUAGUUUAUUAUGUGCUUUGCGUAUACUAUUUCGUUUAGCUGAAGAAGCAAGUGAUAUACGUGAACAAGCUGAUGAAUUAUUGGACCAUGUAAUAUUGGAUGCUUUUCAUUAUUAUCAUGGUUUAGUUAUUGAUGGACAUCGACAUGCAUGGGAUCCUUGUUUAGUAUUAAUUAUUACACAAUUAAUUCAGUUAUCACUUCAUCAAGAUUUCAUAAACAUGCUACUUGUCUAUAUCCUGGUCUGUGUGAUUUAGUUGCAAUGGCUGGUGGUAUUUCACCCCAAGUUGCUGCUUUAAUGCGUGUUUUUCUGUUACGUUGUGGAACCUUCUUCAUACCUAUGACCAGUGGUGGUGGUGGUAGUAGUAGCAAUAGUUCUACGAAAACGGAAAAUUCUUCAUAAACAGUAUAAAUUUACAUAUGUAUCUUUACGUUUUGAUUAAUUACCAGAUAAUUCAUUUGAAGUAUACUGGAGUGCCAAAGAAAGAAAUAUCUAUAUGGGUAGUGGGAUAUAUAUAUAUAUGUCGGAUUCAAUAAUUUUAUUUAUUCUAUCCAUUUCUCUCAUAUACUUAUCUUUCACAAUUUUCCUAUUAUUUUUCAUUGUUUUCCACUAUUAAAAUCUUAUUAUAGAAAAGCUUAAGAAUGUAUCAUCAUAAUCAUUAUUUUCUUUACUUGUUUGUGCGCGUAUAUGUGUUGUUCUUUCUUCUUUUUCAAAUGAAGAUUUACAUUCCAUAAAAUUUGUGAUAAACGUCGAUUAGUAUUCCUUGUCUUCGUCUUCUCCUUUUUUUUUAAAAAAAAGACAACUAAUUAUUUUAUUUAUUCGAAAUUAUCCAUGAAUUCCACUAGCCUUAACACGUAUCAUUAAUUCUAUUUUAUUUGUCAUUGUUGUCGGAAAAAGAAAAUAAGGAAAAACACAAUUAUUAUGGUCUACAUUAAUAUGAAUUUAUUCAAUAAUCCAGUGCCUUUUGAUAAAAUUAAAGUUUUGUAACUGAACGAUUGACAUUGAUGAUGAUUUGGUGUUAUUGUUUUGUGAUGCUUAUCGUUCAAAUUAAAACAAAUCACUUAUUAUGUUGUGUUUUAUUUUUUGUUUGUUUGUUUAUUUAUUAAGAAAAAACAAAAGAUAAACAAUUAGUGAAUAAUUGUUUCACUGUUUUGUUGAUAUUUAAUGGCAUAACAUAUUGUCUAAAUAAACAAAUGAAAAUACUUUACCCUAUUAUUAUACAUCUUUUAUUCUUUUCAUUGCAUAUCAUUAUGUGUUGUUCAUUGUUAUUUUCUCCAUUAUGAUCAUAAUUAUCAUCACUGUAUGUAAGUAAAUGAAGAACAAUGAUAAAUAUUCUAUUACAUAACUACUGUAGUUGUUCACGUGUUAAAGUUUCUCUUGUAAUUUAAUUAAUUUGUUUCCCUUGUCAAUGGCUGUGCGAUUUCACUAAGAACUAUUCAUCUUUACACUGAUUUUUGUCUUUGUUUUGCGUGCAUUCCCCUCAUUUAUUCACUAACUGGGUUUUGUCUCUCUCAUCAUGUUGUGUUUUCUUUUCUAUUAUGUGAAUAUUGUAUUAUAUUCUUUUCGGAUAACAAUUUCUAAUCUAGAUUUAGACAACAUAGAGCAUUCUUUUCUGGUUCCCUAUCCAUCACUAGUACAAUUAUAUAAUUGUCAUCAGUUCCUUGUAUUCAUGACAGUGAUUGGUGGUUAGCUGAUUACUUAACUAUUGUUAUUGUUAUCGUUUGUAUUGUCACCAAUUUUCUCGUAUUAUUUUCAAAUUUACUGAAACAUAUAACCCUCUUUAUUUGUUUAUUUAUUUUCUCUCAAAUGUUUCUUUGUUUAUUCUCCGGAGAUUUGCUGUGUGAAUAAUUUUGUUCUGUUUGUUUAUUCAUUGUAGGCUAUUCAUUAUUUUAUCGUUUUAGAGCAAUAAAAAGUUACCUAUUAUUAUUGUUAUUAUGAUUAUUACUAUUGUUCUUACCAUAGUGAUGACUGUUCUUUUGAAUAUUAUCUUUUUAAAAUAAUAACAAUAAUCGUCCAGUGUAAACAAAAAGGUCAUUUAUAAAAUUAAAUAAUUUUUCUUAUUAUUAUUUGUUAUUUUUGUACUGUGUAGGUAACAUAUAACUCAUAUCUCCUAAAAGACAACAUCUAGUUUGAAUUGCAUAUUUAUCAAUAGACAAUAUGACUG